Molecule: messenger RNA, 847 nt
Organism: Solanum verrucosum
Lineage: Eukaryota; Viridiplantae; Streptophyta; Magnoliopsida; Solanales; Solanaceae
Exons: 2
Coding region: 20-700 (226 amino acids)
Source: RefSeq, a predicted model, not a curated record
UUCUGAUUUCCUCCCAAUCAUGCAAAGACCUUCUCCACACUCAAAUUUCUUCUCUUCUCUCAAACAAUUGGAGAAAAGAUUGAAACUUGACGAACCAACACAACAAGAAGCCGUCGACACACCGACCCAGUCUUUGAUCAGCCCAUUAUACCUUUACUGUGAUGAGAGUGAGACCCCUGUUGACUCCAUCACCAGCUACACAAACCUCAAAGAAAGUGAAACCCCACUUCAAUUUCUCUCUAAUUCCCCUCUUGUCCAAGAAACCCCACCUCAGAUAAACCCAACACAAGUUCAAGAAAGAGUUGGUAUAGUUGAACCUGGUGGUAAUGGGGUUGAUGACAUUGAACUGUUGAUGCAGCUAUUGGGUUUAUCGGACAGUAAAAGGGGAGGAUCCAAAAGUGUGGAAGUGGAUUUGGGCUGUGAUGAUGCAUUUUAUGGAAACAUUGUUGGAGUUAAAGGACCAAAAAGUGAAAAAGAAGUGGAGAGAUUAGAAGGUUGGAUUGAGCAUUUUCUGAAUAGGAAUAAUGGAGAGAGAAGAGAAUCAUUUAGGUUAGCUCAUCUGCUAUUAGGCAAAGCUGCUCUUAUUCAUUCAGAGGUUUUUGAUGGUGUUGGAAGCUUUGAGUUUCCCUCUACCAUUGAUGAGUUCUUGCAUAAUGAUCCACCAAUAGAUGAGGUUGCGUGUUCCCUCUCUAGUAAAUAAAUUUCUAGAAUGCAUAUUUCAAGGUCUAUCUUCAGGAUCAGCAGAGGUGCAGGACAAAGCCAAGUUAAGAAGUCCCUCUACUACAUCCUGUUUCUUGGAGACAUAUGAAGCUAGAUUAGGAUCCACAAUCUGAACUAGCUUGUUUAU